Aureobasidium uvarum is the source of this 705-nucleotide messenger RNA. The record is from the annotation of a GenBank genome assembly. NCBI's taxonomy places the organism in Eukaryota, Fungi, Ascomycota, Dothideomycetes, Dothideales, Saccotheciaceae.
AUGGCUCGAAUCACAUUUGGAUUAGCCUAUUUUACUUUACUUGUUCCAUGCCUGCUCGAGCAAAUCCAGGGACAAACACCUCAUGUCUGGAUUGUCGGGCUCAGAGAAAGCCAGACUGUCGAAAAACAUCUCGAUUUCGUAGGCCGCCCGAUAGCAGUUGAAGAACGCAGGCCAGAGAUCAAUGGAUACACGGCUUCCAUCGCAGAUGCCGACACGGAGCUAUUCAAAGCCAUCCGCAAGGAUCCAACCGUCGGAUUCGUGGUCAAGAUGCCGGAAGACUAUUUUCGCAAGAUCGAAAAGAUCAUAGAGGAUGGGUGGGAAGAUGACGACCGUGAUUUGUACGAAUACAUGACCUAUCCUCAUCACCACUGGCAUGAUCUGCAGGACAGAGAUCACGAGAUUAUCACCACCGACGACGGAGGGAUCAAGAUUCAUCUAUCAUGGACAGUCAGACUUGAAGAGGGAUAUACUGUUGACGAGCACAUUUACCGCAUCACUGGAAAGCAAUUCCCGCUCUUUGAUGUUGUGCGCAGCAGCUUCGUAAACGGCUACAGCGUUUACUUUGUCAAUGGAGAGCAGGAAAAGAAAUUUUGUCGCUUGAUCCAGGCUGAUUUUCGUGUCGAUAGCAUUGGACCUGUCCGAAGCUACAAGAUGAACGAUGGAACUCAUGCCAACCCGCACGAUGUAUGUUUGUCCUUGAGAUGA